GUCAACCGCCUAGCAGUCGCUCAUUGGAUGCUAUGUGGGAUUAUCGUGUCGUUUUUAAGGGUUCUUAAAACUUUUGUUUCAUCGAAAACAUUGUAAAUAUAUUAUUGAAACGACUUGAAAUUCGAAAUAAUUAUUAGUUAACAGUGUUGAAGUGUGUUAUGUAAGUUUGUGUAGGUAUUUUAAAGUGUAACUUAGUGCAUUCUUUGAUGAUUCAUCUGUGAACAAGAAAUUCAGUUUGUGUCAUGGUUGUACAUAUAUUUUAAAUCUUAAGUUAUGUGUACACCUUAUAAGGAAUAUGUUUUGUGAUUUGUUUGGCUGAUUUUUCGUCUUUACUAAAUCCAGUUUGCUGUGAAAUAAGGUGUCUAUCCAGCUCAUGUCUGCACUAUAAAUAAUUAAUAUGAAAAGCGUUUGCAGUUUUCCUGUUUCGUGGUACAUUUAAGAAUUCCGAGAUAGAAAAUGGACACCCGGACGCUUUACUACAUAGCAGCCCUCAGCCUGGGGCUAUCGUUAGUCACAGCAGAUUUCACUGCAAACUGUCCACAAGAAUGCAAAUGUGUCUGGGCGAGCGGAAACAAGCAAGCUGACUGUUCACACUCAAACUUUCAUGACAUACCGAAAACAUUAAGCACAGAGAUACAGAUACUAGACCUGACUAAUAAUGAGCUAUACGAAAUCACGAGGCACGCCUUCGAAGAUGUCCGAUUAAUAAAUCUAAAGAAACUUAUAUUGAAAGAAUGUAAGUUACUAACGAUACACAGAAAUGGACUGAGCGGUCUCGCGAUCAUGAUCGAAUUAGACUUAUCGAAAAACGACCUUAAAACGUUACACGCGGAAACGUUUAAGGAAACAUCGAAAAUAAGGUGGAUCUUGCUCAAUGAUAAUCAAAUCGAGAAGUUAGAAAAUGGCCUAUUUAAUAAUUUACCGUUCCUACAAAAAGUCGAUUUAAGCAACAACCAUCUAGUACAAAUAGGCGUUAAGACCUUUAUGAAUGUGCCAAAGCUUAACAUCCUACGAUUGGAUGGUAAUAAAUUAGAACACCUUAAAAUAGAUACGCUGAGCGCUUUAACGUCAUUAUCUAACCUCGACGUUCACGAUAAUCCCUGGAAAUGUGAUUGCUACUUGCAACCUUUCAGAAAUUGGGUCAUUAGCAAAAACUUCUACACGUCACCGAUAUCAUGUAGCGAACCCGCCAAAGUAAAUGGAAAAUUAUGGAAGGAGCUAGAUUCUAGCGAUUUUGCUUGCAGGCCAAGUAUAAUUUAUCCUUCGACGAAAACAACGUUGCGGUCGUCUGAUACAAAUGUAACUCUCUCUUGCCAAGUUGAUGGCAAUCCUUUGCCAGAAGUGAAUUGGGUGUUAAAUGCUCAAAUAAUUGAUGGCACGUACAGAUAUCAAGGAGAAAUUAAAUAUUUUGUGACGCAGAGUAAUUCAGAAAAUAGUAAAUGGGUAAACCUGACUAUCUUCGAUGCUGGCAGUUCUGAUAAUGGAGAAUAUUUAUGUGUAGCCAAAAAUGCCGGUGGCGUUGAAGAAAGGAGUCUGACUUUGGCCAUAGCUCAUGCUCCUCCCGGAAUCGUUGCACCACCAGGAAUGGAUAACAGCAUGUUACCAGUUUUAAUUGGAAUAUCCUGCACUGCAGCAAUAUUGCUUAUCAUUUUAGUUAUUCUCUGCUAUUAUUGCUGUCGUAGACGUGGUUCAGAGAAAAAGAACGAUAACGUUAAUGGCGAGGCUCUAAUUGAAGGUUCGGUUAUACCAGAAAUGGAGAAAAGUCUGAUCACAGCCGUUAAUCCAGUUACAAAGCCACCUAGAAGAUACGACGCUCCUCUAUCGAUCUCCAGCGCUACUGAAAUGUCGGAACUAAAUAAGACAUUACUUGAUAAUGAUUCUGUUUUCGCUCACAACGAUGACGAAAAAAGAUCGCUAGACUUCGACCAACACACGAAAAGAUCACAAGAUGCUCUGAACGUAGAAUACGGUCGUACUGACGGACGCGCGUAUCCGCCAGACCUCUUAUCUUUCCCUGCGAGAGCCGCGCAAAUUUCUCCUGCAGCGAGCAACGCUUCUACAGUUCCAGACACAAGUAGGCUACAAAUAAACCCAGUUAGCCCAAUCCACUCGCCUAUUUACGGGAUGACCACCAAUCAAAAUCUCUUCAGAACUUUACCGUAUUCCCGAUCACAAUCUCCAUUUACUGCGCCAAUUACACCGCCAGUGGUAACGCCAAGGCAAGGAUAUGUUACAAUACCAAGAAGACCGAGGGUACCAUCCUGGUCAAGCACAGCCAGUACACAAAUACUCCCUAGCGCUGAAGCACAAGAACCACUAUAUGAUAAUCUGGGCCUAAGAACAACUGCAGACGGAAGUUCUGUAUUAUCAUUAAAUAAAGCGGGAUUAGAACAGCAAUUUUCACCGAUGAGGAAUAGACCUCUACCAGCAACACCUACUGUUUACCCUAAUCCACACCCUCCGGUUUACUACGCUCCUAUAGAAGAACAAGAACCGGCUCCUUCACCUGUACCACCACCAUUUACUCCCACUCGAAACAGCAUCAGUUCACAAAUAUCUAAUCAACUCUCCACACCAGGUCCACAAGAACCAGUGAACCAAAGAAUGAGUUGGACAGCAAAAAACACAUCUACACCGCAAACUGAGCCUAGAAAGCAGUUAGUCAACAUGAUGGAUAACAGGAAUGCUGAUGCUCAGUCGCAAAUUUCCGACAACAGUACACUUAGUCGUAAGGGUAAACCAGAAACAGGUUCACUAAGAAGAAAUCCAAGAUCGGAAAAAGAUGAGAUAGGUUCUCCGUCUAGAGAAGAUCCACGUAAAAACGAAAGCAAUGUAUCAUUGAAUCAAUCCGGCACUAUGGGAAGAAGUGGUAAAAUCCCCCCUAGACCACCGCCGAAACCUAAGAAAAAACCUAGCACCGAAGUGAACCCGAACGAACCCUUGUUCGAAGACGAAGGCGAAGACGGCACAGAAGUGUAGUAAACUCGAGAUUGACUGAACAAAAGUGCCAACGAGCUUUUAGUGAUACGGCACAGUGGAGUGAUAUCAGUGAACGAUUUAAAGUGCAAUCGGAUCAUUAUUUUGCGGUGCUCGUGUAAAUAUCUUGUGCUAGAUUUUUUACUGAUGCGUACAAUUGCAUUAUGGACCGUUUCGCGUUGACGUCAUAGAUAGCGUUACAGUCCUGAUUAAGUUAUAACGUUGCGAACUAUUAUACACAUAGGUUAUAUUUUAAGUAUUUAUUAUGUGUGGUUAUAAUUUUAAUAAAACGAAACGGUAGCUUUUCGAUUCGCUUGCCAUUAGUAGGGGCGUCUGUUCAUCGACUUUCAAGACUGAUUAUCCUAAAUUAAUUCUCGCAUUCGACAUUCCUGUUUCGUAUUAAUUCCACAUUAUACCUUUAUAUCGAGCGAUUUCGAAUGAGAUCUCAUUGAAAUUAAAAUCUAAUGGGGAGAUGGAACGGAUUAGCUUUUCAACUGUUGAUUGUGUCAAUAGUUUCCAAAAGCGUUUAUAAUCCUUCGCUCGUUCCAGAAAAAACACGCGUACUCGAAGCGUUCAAAAUUAGAGUAUCCCUUAUUAGUUCAAAAAUCUUUUUUAUGGCGACAUUUUUCGAUAAUUUCCAAUUUUGUGGAUUUUAUAUUUUACUUACACAUACAUUCAUACUUCUGAAAUAUUUAACUUAAUUUCUAAGUUAAUAUAAUUUUAGUUGUUAGCUCUUUUUAAGACUGUGUAUUUUAUCAACAAAUAUUUUACUGUUCA
This is a messenger RNA of Vanessa tameamea, 3753 nucleotides long. RefSeq lists its product as uncharacterized. Bases 457 to 2979 code for a protein of 840 amino acids. The transcript has 5 exons. The record is from RefSeq and is a predicted model, not a curated record. Gene Ontology annotation, molecular function: protein binding. NCBI's taxonomy places the organism in Eukaryota, Metazoa, Arthropoda, Insecta, Lepidoptera, Nymphalidae.